GAUGUGUAGUAUGAUACAAUGUGUGUGUCUUUUGCUGUCAAGUGACUGUUUCUUGUUCUCCACAGUGGUUUCAAGCAUAUUACGAAACAAUUCAGAUCAAAUAUAUAAAUCCUUCCUAUCAUUGAGAGGAAAUCCAAUUCACAGUGUCACAAGUGACCUCUUUCGUCUGCAUACGAGCUACAAGGUGCAGAACACAACAAGCCAGGAGGUCAGGAGGGUGGCUGAGACGGAGGCAGAUUCCAUCUUUUCGGCCAGCCAGAAGGAGGGUGUGGCACGCUAUAUGGCUCACACCACUGCCGUGGCGCAAAAGCACUACAGAAUGCUUACGGCAGAAGCUGUUGUGGAGACCUCUGUAUUGCUGGCAAAGUUGUCCGAAGCCAGCCAAUUGGAGAAGACUUAUGAACAAGACGUCCGCUCUUCAACAAAGAGAUACGACGAGUUUACAACGUUGUUUCCGGUGAUGACUGACGGCAUGUCACCGUCAAAGAAGCGAAGAACCGAAGCUGGUUUCCCAAACGACCGCACGCGAGCAGAGCAGUACGUCAAGCGGAAAAAACAUCUUCUCUCACGUUUCACAAUUCGCAAACCGUCGGUCGAGAAGGUGGGGAGCUAUAUUGCUAUGGAAGGCUGGCUAACCAACUGCCCCGCUCCAGAUGAGAUUUCAAGAAUGUGGAAGCCAGCCUCCAGAGAAGCUGUGGAGGACUACAAAAUCAUCCUCAGAAGUGUUAUGACCCAGAGGUGGAAUGGCGUUGUCCUCAAACACUUCAGAGUGGUUGCCAACAAGAAUUUUGCCAAAGGGGACAUCCUUUGUAGAGGAUGUAGGAGGAGAUUCCUCUCGCACACCGCAGGGUCCCCCAUCCCCCAGGACCACAGAAUUAUUCCAGCCUACAGGAGAAACAAAAAUCUACAGGACCAUCUAGUUAAAGCCAAAAUCAAACCUCUGCAGCAUAUGAGACCUAAAAUUCAACACAAUUAUUUUAAACAUAGAAAAUGGUUCAGGAGCUACAGCACCAGGGAGGUUUUCCUGAACCUGACUAGGGGGAACAUCCACUGUAAAAACUGUGUGUAUUUGAUAACGUGUACACAAUGUGGCUUGCAAUAUGUGGGGGAGACGGGGAACUCCAUCAGCACCCGCUUUACCCAACAUAAAUACAACAUCACCAAAAAGAAAAAAACACAGACACCACUGGUAACACAUUUCAUUACACAUGGGUGGAAAGCUGUCUCAGUUUGUGUGAUUGAGUGGAACCCCAGGUGGAGCGCUCCCCAGAGAAGGAGAGCGGAGAGGGUGUGGAUCGCCAGAUUAAAAACCAGGCAUCCUACAGGCCUUAACGAGGACUGAGAGCUGCGGGCUGUGAGGCAGUGCUGGACAGUGCAUCGAUGGUCCUGUUUACAGGACUAUCACAACUCUUUAACCCCUAACCCACUGAAAUUGACCUCUGGUCCUCCAUGGUACCAGGCUCUCCCGGCAUGCCCGGGCCCCCACACUUAAGCACCCCCCCUCGGACUAGACCCUUAAGCCCGCCGCCCUGGAGGUCCGCGCCCCCGAUAGUCUAUGCAGGGACGCAACGAACCGUCUUUCUUCCUAACGAAGAAGAAACCGGCCCCUGCGGGGGACGCGGAGGGAGCGAUGGUGCCGGCGUUGAGUGAGUCGGACAGGUACCUCUCGAGCGCCUCGCGUUCGGGAGCGGAUAAGGAGUAUAGUCUACCCCGCGGAGGCGUUGUGCCCGGGAGAAGGUCUAUACUGCAGUCAUACCGGCGGUGAGGGGGGAGAGAAGUGGCCCGGGAACGACUGAACACCUCCCGCAAAUCAUGAUACUCCUCCGGUACUCCUGACAAAUCACCUGGCUCCUCCUGAAAAACAGCAGCAGAAGAGACAGGGGGCACGGCAGAGGACACACAAUCAACAUGACACGACAGUUUCCACGAGAUUACAGAGCCGUUAGCCCAGUUAAUCUGGGGGUUAUGAAGGACUAGCCAUGGGUGGCCUAAUACCGCCGGAGUAUAGGGGGAACGGAAAAUCAGGAAGUCUAUAGUCUCUCUAUGAUUUCCUGAAACAGUGAGAGUCGUAGGGUCUUUCUCUGCACCAUGGGAAGGGAGCUACCAUCAAGAGCGAACAGGGGGGUGGGGUAAUGCAUGUCUGCGAGGGGAAUACCUUGUUCUAGAGCCCAAGUCUCGUCAAUGACGUUCCCCUCUGCUCCUGAGUCAACCAAUGUGGCGCAGGAGGCAGAUGAUCCCAGCCACUGGAGAUGUACUGGAAGAGAGGUGCAGGACUUAGAAGGAGAGGACCCGGAUGUAGCGCUCGUCAGCAACCCUCCGCCUACUGACGAGCGGUGGCUUUUACUGGGCACUUUGAGGCAAAAUGGCCAGCCGCAGCACAGUACAUGCACAGGCGGUUCAUAAUCCUGCGCUGUCGUUCUUGUGGAGAUAUACGGAGCCCCCCCAGCUGCAUUGGCUCAGGAUCAGCAGGAGAUGGUUGCGGAGGGGGUGCUGCCGCAGAGGCCGGAAGUGGCAUCGAGGGCAUCGGGGGCCUCACGGGCAAGGAUCUCAUCCUUGAGCUCAGGGUUAAGGCCCUCGAGGAAACGGGCGACGAGGGCCGUCUCGUUCCAACCACUAGUGGUGGCCAGGGUGCGGAAUUCAAUAGAGAAGUCCGUGACAGAUCUUCCUCCUUGGCGCAGCGUCGAUAGGAGGCGGGAUGCUUCGUCUCCGUGUGCAGACCGGUCGAAAACUGAUCAUCUCUCCCUUGAAGAGGGAAAACUCAGACAUGCAGUCUGCCUCUACCUCCCAGUUAGCCACCGCCCACUCUCUUGCGCCCGUCGAGAAGGGAAAUAACGUAGGCCACUCUGGACCUCUCCCUGGCAUAAGUGGACGGCUGGAGAGAAAAAACAACCUCGCAUUGGGUGAGGAAAGCUCGACACUGUUCUGGCUCACCCGAGUAGCAAGGCGGGUUGUUAAUUUGCGGCUCAGAUGAGGUACGCGCCCCGGUCGACCCAGUAGCCUCGAGGCGAUGGAGGUGGAACUGCUGGGUGAGGUCCAAGAUCUGGGCGGUCAGGGAGUCUAUGGUCCGUCUUGCGGAAGAUAGAUCCUCUUCGUGUUUGCCCAAGAGGGCUCCCUGAAGUUCGACGGCCUGGUGGAGAGGAUUGCCACUCGCCUGGUCCAUCUUCUGGUCGGAUUAUUCUGUUAUGAUGGAAUGAUGGGAAACCAGGAGCGAGAUGCAGUAGAGAGUCUUUUAAUGGUCAAAAGAAAAACAGUCCUCAAUAACGAAUAAACUCAAAGUCCUCUGGCGUUGGCCGGAAACAUAACAAAAGCAGACAGGAGAAACCAGGAACUUAGGGGCAUAAGGAUUACUCCCGUGAGGACAGCGUUCGGGGAUCCCGGGGUGCUCCUUACCAGCCGGGUCUAGCAGAGAGGUGUAAGCAGAUGAGCUGCCGGGGGCGCGCGCCGGUCGGGCACUCUGUGGAAAGGCACAGUCACAAAUACGCGGACGGUAAAGGUGCAGGACAAGACAGGGCGAGACGAGUGCUGACGCGUGUGUCUACAUUCAUGGAAUAAUCCGACAACAAGACAAGGCUAGAGGGAGGGAAUAAGAAGCAGGCAAAAUCAGGUGGAAGAGGUUUCAGGUGAGACAAUGAUGAGGACGAGAGGGGAAUCAGCUGUGAGGGAUAAUGAGGGGAGAGAGAGAGCAAGGGCAGGGGGUGUUUGCCUGAGAGUACCACAAGAGGGAGACAGGGGACAAGGAGGGAAGAGGAAGCCAGGGUCAUGACAGAAACUAAGUCAGAAUCGUAAUAUAAGGCCAGAAGCCCAGAGGGUCUCUGGGUCUUUGCUUAUUGUUCCGAUUUUGGGUGCUUUAAGGCGGACCCCAGGGGCCACCCUGCGCCCGUUUUGUGAAACCCACUUUUUAGGAACAGAGGCCUCCAGAGCAAGUGCCCAGGCAUCACACGGCCCACUGCCCCACCACCCGAACCCUUAUUGGGUCACAUUUUGAGCUUUUUGGGGGUGGCAGAGGCGUAAUUUUACAGUUUGCUGAUUUUCACCCACGGCUCAUUUGUAAGCUUAAAGCAAACUUAAAGGAAUUGACCGAAUGUUUGUGAAUUACCUGGGCGCGAUUACACUCUGCCUUUUGCCAUACAUUGGCUCCAGCUCCAUGGCCGGGACACAGAGCUGACGCUCUGCCAUUCGCCGUACAUUUGCUCCAGCUCCAUGCCCGGGACACAGAGCUGACAUUAUGCCUUUUGUCAUACACUGAACAGGGCCAUACGAGUCAGUACCACUGACCGGACAUUAGCGCCCUAGACCAUUACAAAUGAUAUAUUUUGAGAGUGAAAACCCUAACCCUUCAUCUCGGAAUACACGGGCAAUAAAUCGGUCCUGUACGCCGCAAGCUUUCCUGUACACGACCUGCCUACAAAGGUAUCAGUCCCUCAGCUCCAGGAUUUGCUCACUCAUUCUUUCCACCGGGUCAGUGGUCAGCGGGUCCAGGGAUUCUCUGGAAUGAUAUGCGUGUGGCCUGUGCCUAGCCGUGGGUCUCUAUACAAACUGCGAAGCCGUUGGGCGACACGGGGAGAUUCAUGUGACAUUCCUACCACCUAACCCCCUAACCCCGCUUUAACCAAAGAUCUACAUAUUUGUGACCGCAGAAUUAAUCGAGCUUGACCUCCCAUGAUACACCUGGCCGGUGACCUCAAGAGGGUGCGGCACGUUCUGACUUCCUUUUGCCAGUGGACCCCAAUGAGAGAAGACCUCGUUUAAAGCCGCUCUUCACUUGUUGCUAGUUUUAACUUGUUCAACCUGAAGAAGAUUCAACUAGAAUCGAAACGUUGUUGUUUUGUUUUAUUUAUUUGUUUAUUGCUUUUCCAAAAUAAAUGGUAAAGACUU
Molecule: messenger RNA, 4875 nt
Organism: Pungitius pungitius (ninespine stickleback)
Lineage: Eukaryota; Metazoa; Chordata; Actinopteri; Perciformes; Gasterosteidae
Exons: 5
Coding region: 2-1342 (446 amino acids)
Source: RefSeq, a predicted model, not a curated record